Molecule: messenger RNA, 1359 nt
Organism: Gekko japonicus
Lineage: Eukaryota; Metazoa; Chordata; Lepidosauria; Squamata; Gekkonidae
Gene: TFAP2D
Product: transcription factor AP-2 delta (activating enhancer binding protein 2 delta)
Exons: 8
Coding region: 1-1359 (452 amino acids)
Biological process (GO): regulation of cell population proliferation; anatomical structure development; regulation of transcription by RNA polymerase II
Cellular component (GO): nucleus
Molecular function (GO): DNA-binding transcription factor activity, RNA polymerase II-specific; RNA polymerase II transcription regulatory region sequence-specific DNA binding
Source: RefSeq, a predicted model, not a curated record
AUGUCAACGACUUUCCCAGGACUGGUCCACGAUGCGGAGAUACGUCACGACGGAUCCAACAGCUACCGUUUGAUGCAACUGGGCUGCCUGGAGUCGGUGGCCAACUCGACCGUCGCCUACUCCUCCACCUCGCCGCUCGCCUACUCCACCACCGGCACCGAGUUCGCCUCCCCCUACUUCUCCACCAACCACCAGUACACCCCCCUCCACCACCAGUCCUUCCACUACGAGUUCCAGCACAGCCACCCGGCCGUCACGCCGGACGCCUACUCCUUGAACUCGCUCCACCACUCGCAGCAGUACUACCAGCAGAUCCACCAUGGCGAGCCGGCCGACUUCAUCAACCUGCACAACGCCCGCGCCCUCAAGUCGUCCUGCCUGGAUGAGCAGCGGCGGGAGCUCGGCUGCCUCGACGCCUACCGCCGCCACGACCUGUCGCUCAUGAGCCACGGCUCCCAGUAUGGCAUGCACCCCGAGCAGAGACUCCUGCCCGGACCCAGCCUGGGCCUGGCCGCCUCGGGAGCCGACGAUCUUCAGGGCUCGGUGGAGGCCCAGUGUGGGCUGGUGCUGAACGGCCAAGGCGGAGUCAUAAGGAGAGGUGGUACGUGUGUCGUUAACCCGACGGAUCUCUUUUGCUCGGUUCCCGGCCGCUUAUCUCUGCUCAGCUCUACUUCGAAAUAUAAAGUGACGAUCGCGGAAGUGAAGAGACGCUUGUCCCCGCCAGAAUGCCUCAAUGCCUCUCUCCUGGGGGGCAUUUUGAGAAGAGCAAAAUCCAAGAAUGGGGGCCGUUGCUUGAGAGAGAAAUUAGACCGGCUGGGCCUCAAUUUGCCUGCAGGGAGGAGGAAAGCAGCAAACGUCACCCUCCUAACGUCCUUGGUAGAAGGGGAAGCGCUCCAUUUGGCCAGGGAUUUCGGCUACACCUGCGAAACAGAAUUCCCAGCCAAGGCCGUGGGGGAACACCUCGCCAGACAGCACAUGGAACAGAAGGAACAGACCGCCCGGAAGAAGAUGAUCUUAGCAACAAAGCAAAUCUGUAAAGAAUUCCAGGACUUGCUAAGCCAAGACAGAUCACCUUUGGGAUCUUCAAGGCCCACUCCGAUAUUAGACCUCGACAUCCAGAGACAUUUAACACAUUUCAGUUUGAUCACUCACGGCUUCGGAACCCCGGCGAUAUGUGCUGCUCUCAGCACUUUCCAAACUGUCCUCAGCGAAAUGCUGAACUACUUGGAAAAACACACGGCGCACAAAAAUGGUGCCACGGCGGAAUCCGGCCAAGGACACGCCAACUCCGAGAAAGCUCCCCUGCGGAAAACUUCAGAGGCUGCCGUGAAAGAAGGCAAAACAGAAAAGACAGACUAA